Messenger RNA from Papilio xuthus (Asian swallowtail), 808 nucleotides. RefSeq lists its product as uncharacterized. NCBI's taxonomy places the organism in Eukaryota, Metazoa, Arthropoda, Insecta, Lepidoptera, Papilionidae. The record is from RefSeq and is a predicted model, not a curated record. The transcript is spliced from 3 exons. The coding region runs from base 100 to 603 and encodes 167 amino acids.
UAUCGUUUUCAAUAUAAGACGAACAUCAUGUCACGGCUAUGUAUAGUUAUCAAGCAAUCUAGCAAAAGGAAACUAUAAUCGUAGAGUCGAAUUAAAACAAUGUUUAAUACAACAAAAUUAGUUUAUUUGAGUUUGGGGGUUGUAUUUAUUACUGUAUCAAUAGUAACAGCUAAAACUCGGUACCCGUUUGUUUUAGACGAGCGUUUCGUUUGCAAUAUAAAGCAGUCUUGUGUUGAAUGUUUAAAAUUGACUCAUUGUUCCUGGUGCGUGACUAAUAAUAGAUGUUUUUCGAAGGAACUUCCAACUUUUACAGAUUUUUGCAAGAAUGAUACUAUCGAUUUCAAAGAUAACGGAUUCAGUAUUGAAGAGAACGCGGAAUGCUCUUGCGGAAGUAGCAUAGAGGACAAUUGUCGUUGCAUCUGCAAUCCUAACUCGGACCCUGAACAUCCUACCAAGACUAUUGUUGGGGAAUAUUGCGAUUACGAUAAUUUCUCAUGUGUCGGCCGCCAUUGUAACGAAGGACCUUAUCCUCUAAGCCAAGCGAGAAACGAAGAGGACCCUAAUGUAGCAGACGUUGAACAACCAUCAGAAGUAAUUGAUUAAUUCCAUUGAGUUUCUUUUAAACUAAUUAUUUUUAAUUUGUAAGCCUCGAUCUAAAUACUUUCUUUCAUAAAAAAGUCGGUUUCGGGCAUUGAACCCAGGCAGUAGACAUGAUGUAUACCAAAUAUGGACUUAAAUGAACUAUACACAUUUGUAAGUUAAUAUUUAGAUAUUAAAUAGAUUUUUAAUAACUAGAUUUAUUAGGCAA